This is a messenger RNA of Staurois parvus, 354 nucleotides long. The record is from the annotation of a GenBank genome assembly. Lineage: Eukaryota; Metazoa; Chordata; Amphibia; Anura; Ranidae.
UCAUGCUUGCUGCCACGGUCCAGAGUCUCUCAUGGGUCCCUGUACGGCCUCCCAUUGCUGCCUGUCUCCAUCGCCACACUCUGCCAGUGUGCCACUUUCAGGUCUCCUCACACUGCUUGUGUUUUCAAUUUUUUGACAUAGGGUGCUGGCAGAUUACGGGCCUCCCAUAGCUGCUUGCCAGGCCCCUAAUCUGCCAUGGGCCCCUAUUACCGCCUCCUCAUGCUGCUGCCAGGUCCAGAGUCUCUCAUGGGUCCCUUGUAAACGGCCUCCCAUUGCUGCUGUCUCCAUAGCCACACUCUGCCCAUGUGCCACUUUCAGGUCCUCCUCACACACUGCUGGUGUGUUGAAUUUUUU